Messenger RNA from Dendrobium catenatum, 690 nucleotides. RefSeq lists its product as uncharacterized. The record is from RefSeq and is a predicted model, not a curated record. Gene Ontology annotation, molecular function: zinc ion binding; nucleic acid binding. Bases 1 to 690 code for a protein of 229 amino acids. NCBI's taxonomy places the organism in Eukaryota, Viridiplantae, Streptophyta, Magnoliopsida, Asparagales, Orchidaceae. The transcript has a single exon.
AUGUUGGAUGAUGGAGUUGCAGUCAAGUUAAAUGCGGAAAAGGAGAAUAUGAAUUCAAAGGUGCUGAAGUUUUUGCUAGUUGUUAAAGUCCUGGGCAACAAGAUUUCUUUUCCUAUGUGUAGUGUUGAAUUGAGAAGACACUGGAACAAAUUUGGGAAUUUCCAUAUGACGUCGCUGGGUAUGAACUGGAUUCUUUGCUCUUUCAUAAGUGAGGAGGCAAUGGAUGAAGUACUCAAUGGUGGUCCAUGGUAUGUUGGAGGUUACAUAGUGGGAAUGGACAAAUGGUCUACGUCUUUCAAUCCCAAUUCCUUCAACGGGAUCACUGCUCCAGUCUGGAUACGUCUCCCCUGUUUGCCUCUCUACUGUUGGGAUGAAGAGAAUAUUACCCGAAUUGCGUCAAAGAUAGGAGUACCUAUGUACGUGGAUGGAAACUCUUUCAGAUGGGGAAAACAUGAGUUUGUACGUGUUUGUAUAAGAUUGAAUCUUGAAAAUAGCCUUCCUAAGGGUGUAUGGAUUGACGGCAUUGCUGGAAGAUUCUUUCAGCAUAUUGAAUAUGAGAAGAUUGAUAUGCUCUGUUUUUAUUGUGGUAAGGUGGGGCAUGACAAGGAUUUGUGUCCUGAAAUUAAAAAGGUUGAUGUGGCUGCUAAGGUGAGCAUCAAGCAGGAAAAUGUGGUUAGUAUCCCCACAUAG